Molecule: messenger RNA, 2925 nt
Organism: Macadamia integrifolia
Lineage: Eukaryota; Viridiplantae; Streptophyta; Magnoliopsida; Proteales; Proteaceae
Exons: 4
Coding region: 1-2925 (974 amino acids)
Molecular function (GO): RNA-DNA hybrid ribonuclease activity; nucleic acid binding
Source: RefSeq, a predicted model, not a curated record
AUGAAAGCCCUCUAUUGGAAUAUUAGAGGGAUAAAGAAGGCUGCCGCAAGGUUAACUUUGAGGAAUAUUUUAAGGGACAAAAGGCCUGAUUUCCUUUGCAUUGCCGAACCUAUGAUUCCCUCCGACGCCUUUCCUACGUUGUUCUUAAACAAGCUGGGUUUUGACCCUGAUUUCAUCCAUAACGAGCGUCUAGGCGGAGUCUCAAAUCUAUGGCUGCUUUGGCGAAGAGGUGUAGCAAAGCCUAUUGUGCUAUCGUCUUCUGAGCAGCAAAUCUCUGUCUCUGUGCAAUGGGCUCAGGAAAUUUUCAUCUUAUCUGUAGUGCACGCCAAAUGCCUAAGAGCUGCUAGAAGAGAAUUGUGGACUGACUUGGGAAGGAAAUUCACAUGGACUAAUAAUAGGAGAAGGGGCCAUGUCUCUGCAGUGCUCGAUCGAAGCUUUUGCAAUGAGGCUUGGAUUUCUUAUUUUCAAGAAUGUCACCAAUUUGUCUUGCAGAGAGUGGCGUCUGACCAUACUCCCAUUCUGGUGGUGUCUGAAGGCUCUGAAAGACCUAAAAACUAUCCUUUUCGCUUCCAGAGGUUCUGGGCAGACCAUGAGGGCUAUCUAAAUGCAGUUAAGUCCUCCUGGGAGAUCGACAUUCCUGGAUCGCCAAUGAUGGUAAUGGCUCAAAAAUUAAAAAGAUUGAAGGUCUUCCUACGCUCCUGGGCAAAAGAAAAAUUUCCAAAUUUUAAUUUGGAGAUGAUGGAGGCAAAAAAAUGCAUGGAGGAAAUCCAUACUGAAAUUGACAGAGAUGGGAUAAGCGACUCAAUUUAUGCCAAAGAAGCUGAUGCAAAGACCAGAUAUCUGAAGGCCCUGCAAAAUUAUGAGAAAUUAUGGGCUGAAAAAUCUCGUUCUAGAUGGAGGAAUCAAGGAGAUAGAUGCUCAAAAUUUUUUCACAUUUCAGUGAAGAUUCGGCGAAUGAAGAACUCCAUUAAAUCUCUGAAGAUGGUUGAUGGGACCCUAACCUCUGAUAAAGAGCAGAUCAAGGAAUAUGUUGCGGGUUAUUAUGAGCAUUUUCACAAAGGUACCCCCCUUACCAAUCACAUGGAUUUAUUGCAAUGCAUUCCUAAUGUUUUGGAUGAAUGGGAUAGAGGUCGAUUAGAUGGUAUUCCCUCUGACUCUGAGAUCAAGAAUGCGGUGUGGGAUCUUGAUCCAGAUAGUGCUCCUGGUCCAGAUGGAUUUCCUGGAGCUUUUUAUAAAUCAUGUUGGGACAUCAUUUCUUCAGAUUUAUGCAAGGCUAUCAGAUGGUUUUUCAGAACCGGGUUCAUGCCUUACGGCAUUAAUAAUAAUUUCCUGGUUUUGAUUCCUAAAAUUGAAGGAGCACUAUCCCUAGACAAGUUCAGGGCACUGUGCAUGGGAAAUUUUUUAUGCAAAAUAAUAUCAAAGAUUCUGGCUAUGCGAUUAUCGUAUUUUCUUCCAAAAAUUAUCUCUGAGGAGCAAGGGGCCUUCCAGAAAGGGAAGAUCAUUCAUUCCAACAUAUCACUUGCCUCGGAGCUGAUCCUUGUUUCUGCCAGAAUCUCAGUUCUGUUAAAUGGUGGCCCUGUUGGAUACUUUGGUGUGGAGAAGGGUCUGAGACAAGGAGAUCCAAUCUCGCCUAUGCUGUCUAUCAUUGCUGAAGAGGUGCUUUGUAGAGGCUUAUCUGAGCUUCUAGCCAAUAACAGCAUUAAAGCUCUAUCGGGUCCUCGUGGGGCUAUUAUCCCUACACAUAUUCUUUUUGCUGAUGAUGUUUUUAUCUUUUCAAAUGCUUCCAUCAGGUAUGUUAAGAAUCUCAAUAAUUUUCUCUCUAAAUACCAGAGCUUCUCCGGCCAGAAAAUGAAUUUAAACAAAAGCAAGCUUUUCUUGGGAUCUGUUCCUGCCUCUAGAAAGCAAGCCAUUGCAGAAGAGCUUGGUAUCUCCAUUUGUAACUUCCCCACCCGCUAUUUGGGGGUCGAGAUCUUUAAGGGAAGGGUGAAAAAGGAGUCGCUAAUCCCCAUUCUGGAUAAAGUCAAAGGGCGACUAGCAGGAUGGAAAGGGAAGAUUUUGUCCAUGGCUGGACGAGUGGAAUUGGUCCGCUCAGUGAUAUUGGGAAUGAUGAACCAUAGUUCAGCUCCAGCUGGAACCAUGGCCGAUUUCCUCACAUGGUGGACAAGAAAACAGAAAUCAGUUUGCUGUAAAGAGGCAUGGAUCAUGGGGUUACUAACAGUGGCUGAUCACAUUUGGCGCGAAAGAAAUAGUAGAAGGCAUGAUGGCAAGGAAAGACCGGCAAGAUACCUGAAGCAGAUGAUUCUAGAGGAUAUUCAGUUUGCUAAGCCAAGCACUAAAGGUGAAGUCAAGACAAUGUAUGAUCUCAUUUGCUGCAGGAAGCUUGGUAUUCCGAUUCAGAGAUCUCACCCAAAAUCAAUCUUAGAGGUUUUCUGGUGUAGACCCGAGGCAAAUUGGAUUAAAUUGAAUUUUGAUGGAAGCUCAAGGGGGAACCCAGGUCGUGCAGGUGCAGGCGGAAUUUUUCGUGAUCACAGGGGAGGCGUUCUUGGCUCCUACAAAAUUUUUAUGGGUAUCUCAGGUGUCUUUGAAGCUGAAAUUGAAGGCUUAAUUGUGGGGCUGAUGCGUGCUAGGGAGCUGGGCAUUUCAUGUCUGUGGGUUGAGACGGAUUCUAGUGUUGUUGCAAUCUCUAUCCAGCAAAAUAAAAUUCCAUGGUUCGCUUUGCAGAGAUGGAUAUUCCUCCAGCCAUAUUUGAAGAGUAUCACAUGGAAAAUAACUCACAACUUCAGAGAAGCGAACUCAAUUGCUGACUACCUGGCUAGAGAUGCGGCGAAGACAGGGAUAUCAGCCAUAAAUGUCGACUUUCCUGCCAACAUUAAGGAAUUCAUCAGAAGAGAUGCUGAUGGCAGACCAAACUAUAGAUUUGAUUAG